Molecule: messenger RNA, 1401 nt
Organism: Manis pentadactyla (Chinese pangolin)
Lineage: Eukaryota; Metazoa; Chordata; Mammalia; Pholidota; Manidae
Gene: CACFD1
Product: calcium channel flower domain containing 1
Exons: 5
Coding region: 90-656 (188 amino acids)
Biological process (GO): vesicle-mediated transport
Cellular component (GO): membrane
Source: RefSeq, a predicted model, not a curated record
CCUCCUCUCCCACAAGGCAGCGCGCUGGGCAGACGCGGCCGCCUCCGAGUCUUUUGUGAGGGUGGCGGGCUGCUCCCGACGGCGGCACCAUGAGCGGCCCAGGCGGGGCGGCGGCGGCGUCCGUCAGCUCGGCGUCGUCCGCGCAGGAGGAGGGCAUGACGUGGUGGUACCGCUGGCUGUGCCGCCUGUCGGGGGUGCUGGGGGCCGUCUGCUCUGCCCUUUCCUCCCUGAUUCCUGCCCGUGUCUGUUGCUUUCAAGCUUGCGCUGUCUCCGGCCUCUUCAAUUGCAUCACCAUCCACCCUCUGAACAUCGCUGCUGGCGUGUGGAUGAUCACGAACGCCUUCAUCCUGCUGCUCUGUGAGGCGCCCUUCUGCUGCCAGUUCGUUGAGUCCGCGAACACCGUGGCGGAGAGGGUGGACCGGCUGCGCUCCUGGCAGAAGGCUGUCUUCUACUGCGGGAUGGCCAUUGUCCCCAUCGUCAUCAGCCUGACCCUGACCACGCUGCUCGGCAAUGCCAUCGCCUUUGCCACAGGAGUGCUGUAUGGACUCUCUGCUCUGGGCAAAAAGGGCAGCGCAAUCUCCUAUGCCAGGAUCCAGCAGCAGAAACAGCAGGCGGAUGAGGAGAAGCUCACAGACACCCUGGAGGGGGGCCUGUGAUGCGGUCAGGGUGACCCGACCCUGCCCACCCCCUGGUUGUGUGUGAACAUGUUGUGGAGGGAUGAGGCCUGGAGCGUUGGCCCUGAGGGACGCCCUCCUCUGCACGUCCCUACACCUGGAGACCUCCUCUUUGUGCCCUGAGCCAGAUGCUGAAGGGCUGGGCAAGGGCUCAGGGGGCCUUGGCCAGCAGCAGGAUCGGCGGUAGUGGCAAGCAGUGUGAGCCUCGGGUGGCCCAGGCUGGACGGCUUGAGGUAGAGCCUAAGGCAGCUCUGCACAGACCGCCCACCUGGCACCACUCCUCCCAGCUGCCCUGGCUCAGCUACGAACACCUGCUGGGCAGAUGUCCAGACUUACCGAGCUGAUGGGGCCACUGGGGACCUGCUGAAGGUGGGGGAGAGCUUCCCCUGGAGACACUGGUCCUGUGUCCACGGGGAGGCGUGUCACUGGGGGCCUGGUAACUGGCCAGAGUGCUGCUGCUUGCCCUUCCUCAAGUACCCGGAACAGCAGCCUUGGCAGCUGCUGGACUGCCAGGUGGGAAGCGCUCCCUGCCUCAGCCCCCUGGAACCUGGACAAGCCAUUCCAGGACCUGCCCACGGGCCUGGCCUGGGCCCCCAGGUCUCCUCCCAUCACCUGCCCAGCCCCGGUGCUAAGGAGGUGUGGAGGGCCGGCUGCCCCUGCUCCCUGGGCUGCCCAUCCACCUCUCUGGUGUGGCUCCGCAUAUAAACAGUGGCCUAAGCCCGGUUUA